GAAUCCUGGGGUAGACUGGAGGAGCACCCUGUGGGCACGCAGAGGUCAGCGGGGAGGGAAGCCUCCGGAACACGGAUCCAGUUUUAUAGCAGAAAUUCGGUCCUCUGAGCUAAAAGGAGCAUUUGUGGACCCUUACAGUAGCAGGACCCAUCUGUGCAGGAAGGAUCGCUCUGAACAGAGGAGCUCCCCAGGACGUCCAGAAUUACAAUGGAGGAGGAAGCCGGGGAAGAACCUGGGUUCGACAGCACCCCGGCCCCCAGAGUCUUCCAGUUCUAUCACAUGGAUCUGUACGACUCUGAAGACAGACUGCAGAUCUUCCCAGCAGAAAACGCUAGAAUUAGGAGAGAAACAGUCCAAGCUGAAGUGACCGGCGAGCCAAGCGGGGAAGGGGAAGGUAAGGAUCAGAGAGACCUCCACGAGGACGUGGGCGAGCUUGCCCGUUUAUAUGGGCUCGAAGAUGAUCAUGAGAUAGGGGAUGAUGAGUUGUUCGUUGACGAGCACAGAAUGAGGGGUUCCGGGUAUCCCCCUUAUGGGAUGAAGAGGACUGACGCAGCUGGGGAGCAGAGCGACUGGAGACGGAGCACAGAGGCAGCUGAGGCCCAGGAGCUGGGCUAUGGAGGCUGGGGCCUGGCGGGCCAGUGCCAGGACUUGCGGGAAGCCUACAGGUACACACAGGGCAGAGCCAGCGAGGAGUAUGAGUGCUAUGUUAUCCCCGAGGAGGAGGACGAAGAGGAGGCUGCUGACGUCUUUUGUGUCACCUGCAAGAUUCCAGUAAGAGCUGACGGGAAGAACUUUGAUGACCACAGGGAGCAUGAAGUGACCCCUCUCAACAAAGCCCUGGAAAGCGCCAAGGAGGAGAUACACAAAAACAUGUACAAACUAGAAAAGCAGAUCAUCGAAAUGGAGAACUUUGCAAGUCACUUGGAGGAGGUUUUCAUCACAGUAGAGGAGAAUUUUGGAAGACAAGAACAAAACUUUGAGUCCACUACAAUGAAGAUCUUGGAAACACUUGCUCAAAAAUAUGAGGAAAAAAUACAGGCUCUAGGGGAGAAAAAGAAAGAGAAGCUGGAAUCCUUGUAUGGACAGCUGGUCAGCUGUGGGGAAAACCUCGAGACUGCAAAGAACUGAUGGAGACAAUAGAGGAGAAUGUGUCACCAGGAGAAGGUUGAUUUCUUAAAGGACGCAGUGACCAUGGCUGACAGACUUGGGGAAUUCCUGAAAACAGAAACAGACGGGGAAAUCUCUGCACAGCCUGACUUUGAAGACCAGACCUUGGACUUCUCUGAUGUGGACCAGCUGAUGGGCGCCAUUAACACCAUUCCAGGUGCGUCUCUCAUCUCUGCGCCACGAGUUGGGGUUCCAGGGCUGUGCGAGAGAUGAGAAAACAGCAGGUCUGUUCUCCCAACGCAUUUUAAAGUGCAUAAUACCAAGUAGUUGGCUGGAGGCGAUGGGUAGAACUCACCUGUCUGCAUAACCUGAUCCACUGCGCAAAGCUUUCCCACCUCUCCCCCCGCCAAGCCCCACCAUUCUGUCUUCUGCUUCUAUGAAUUUUACCACUGCAGAUACUUCAUGUCAGUGGAACCCUGCAGCAUCUGUCCUUGUGUGACUGGCUGAUUUCACUUAGCGUGCUGUCCUCUGUG
Castor canadensis (American beaver) is the source of this 1640-nucleotide messenger RNA. The record is from RefSeq and is a predicted model, not a curated record. Lineage: Eukaryota; Metazoa; Chordata; Mammalia; Rodentia; Castoridae.